Molecule: messenger RNA, 1576 nt
Organism: Paramecium tetraurelia
Lineage: Eukaryota; Ciliophora; Oligohymenophorea; Peniculida; Parameciidae
Exons: 5
Source: RefSeq, a predicted model, not a curated record
GUUUUUUAUUAUAUUAAAUAGAUGAAAUAAAUAGUGCUUUUUGCAUUGUUGGCAUGUGUUGUUCUCACACAUAAUGAUAUUAAGCAUGUGCAAGAAUUACUUUUUGAACUGAAGGAGGAAAUUCAUGAACAAAUCGUAGCUUUAGAUGCUGAAUGGGUGUUGUAAUAGAAAAUGAAAUAAGCAAGCAUUUAGGCAUUAAGAUAAACAAAGACUGAUCAAGAGGCUGAUUGUGAUAGAAGAGAUGAGAAUGUAAUCAAUAAAAAAACAGAAAUCUAAGAAAUGUCUGAUUUAAUUGCAUGGAUUGAACACAGAAUUCACGUCAAUAACAAUAGAAUUCAAACUAUUGAAGAUCUAUAAUGUAGACAAUCUUUGAACUUUGUUGACACUAUCAGAGAUGACAAAAUUUCAUUAACAGUCUCAGUAUUUGUUAAGGAAUAACUUGAAAAAAUUGUAUCUGAAGGCACCUCAUUUGCAUAAAAAUCAUAAGCUAUGAAAAAUAUCCUCUCAUUCCUUUAAGACAUAAAGGAGUAGAAAUAUGAAUUUUUGGAAUUGACAAGAACAAUGGAAAUUGAAAGAGAGGAAAAUCCUAAUAUGAUUGAAACACAUAUGGGUCCAAUUGAAAUGAAGAAGUUCUAAGAAGUUAGAAACGAAAUCUUAGCAGUUUUGGAUGAAUUAGAGGCUCAUAUCAAUUCUCAUAUUCCAGUUGCACAAGCUGAUAUGAUCAGAGUUGGAUUAGCUUAUCUUGAAUGGAAGUAAAGAAUCCUCAAAGAAAAUGAAUUCUUUGAAUAAAAGAUUGUUGAAUUAGGAAAACAAUUAGAAAACUUACGUGACUAAUUGCUCGCUUUAGAAUACAGUGCUCAACAAUGCAGAGAAAGAGUAAAAGACAUUGAAAGAGCUGUUGAAGUAGCAAAAAAUGAUGGUGUACUAGCUUAUAAUGAUUAUGUUGAUGAACAUCAAAGAUUACUUAAACAAUUAGCUAUCUUCGCAUAAUUAUAUGAAUUAUAUGAUAAAGAAAUUGACAACAAAACAACCGAUGAAGAAAAAGAAGCAUUGACACAAGAAAGAAAUGAUCACAUAAUAGUUGGUGGAGAUAAGAAUUCAUUACCUCCUUAAUAUAGAGACGAACCAGAGGAACCCCAUAUUUUAGGUGCAGACGAGAGUUCCCUACCUCCUUAAUACAGAGAUGAGCCAGAAGAACCUCUUAUUGUGGGUGGUGACUCAAGCUCAUUACCUCCUGAACAUAGAGAAGAAUCAGAAGAGGAUAUACACAUUGUUGGAGGAGACUCAAGCUCAUUGCCUCCUGAAUACUAAGAACCUGUAGAAGUUCCUCAAUUAGAAGAAACAGAAGAUUAAGAAUAAUUAUUGAUCAAAAAAGGUCCUUUAAAACUCAGAGAAAUUGAAACAGCACCAUCAUACAAGAGAUCCGAUUUCAUUUUACUCUAAAUGAAAUAAAGAAAGACAGAAUAGGAUGAAGUAAUUUUAUGAUGAUUUCCAAUACCAAUCAUUAUAUAAAUUAAUUUGAAUAAUUUAUCAUAGAAUUUAGUUCUUAGUUUGGCUAUAAAUAUUUAUCAUGAAA